ACGAUAAUGGAUCUGUUGUGGAAUGCAAUGGAUCUGUUGUAGACUGCAAUGGAUCUACUGUAGACAGUAAUGGAUCUACUGCAGACAAUAAUAGAUCUACUGUAGACUGUAAUGGAUCUACUGUAGACAGUAAUGGAUCUAUUGUAGACAGUAAUGAAUCUAUUGUACAUGGUAAUGGAUCUAUUGUAGACUGUAAUGAAUCUAUUGAAAACGAUAAUAGAUCUACUGUAGACUGUAAUGGAUCUACUGCAGACGAUAAUAGAUCUACUGUAGACUGUAAUGGAUCUAUUGUAGACAGUAAUGAAUCUACUGCAGACGAUAAUAGAUCUAUUGUAGACAGUAAUGAAUCUAUUGCAGACGAUAAUAGAUCUAUUGUAGACAGUAAUGAAUCUACUGCAGACGAUAAUAGAUCUACUGUAGACUGUAAUGGAUCUGUUAUAGACAGUAAUGAAUCUACUGCAGACGAUAAUAGAUCUAUUGUAGACUGGAAUGGGUCGAAGAUUUUUAGAACCAAGAAGUACUUUGACUGUCAUUAA
Molecule: messenger RNA, 536 nt
Organism: Limulus polyphemus (Atlantic horseshoe crab)
Lineage: Eukaryota; Metazoa; Arthropoda; Merostomata; Xiphosura; Limulidae
Product: autotransporter adhesin BtaF-like
Exons: 1
Source: RefSeq, a predicted model, not a curated record